Molecule: messenger RNA, 3651 nt
Organism: Pundamilia nyererei
Lineage: Eukaryota; Metazoa; Chordata; Actinopteri; Cichliformes; Cichlidae
Gene: kaznb
Product: kazrin, periplakin interacting protein b
Exons: 17
Coding region: 17-2575 (852 amino acids)
Molecular function (GO): protein binding
Source: RefSeq, a predicted model, not a curated record
UGUCAGUGGGACAGCCAUGGAGGACACCCUCACCUGCAGCCAUGCCACUUUCUCCCAGGUGUUUGGACGCCAGGGACAGCUCAUGCAAGCCACCGUCCAGUCUCUGAACAGCCUGAAUGACCAGAUUGCUCAGUUCAUGGUCACUCGACCUUGUAGCCUGACUGAUGAGGAUGAGGCCUUCAUGCGGGGAGAGAGGGAUACCUUGAGGAAGUCUAUGACUUUGAUGAGACACUUGCUCAUGGAUGCUCAGGGGAAAAUCCUUAAAAUGAUGGAAGACAACAAACAGCUGGCACAGAGGAUUGAUGGGGCCAUCCAGUCUGCCAGCCAGGAAGUGACCAACCUGCGCUCCGAGCUCUCCGCCACCAGCCGUAGACUGGCAGAGCUGGGUGCCAGCAGCCCCCCUGGCUUGGAGAACCACCACCAGCACAACCACCACGAUGACAGCCUUCACUACCGGGAUCCAUCCAUGCGUCACAGGCAGAAGACAAUGGUGACAGACAUGUGCUACCCAACAGAAAUAUCCAGCCUGAUGGACUUUGGCACACCAGACUGCUCGCUAGGCAAAGUGUUGCUCCGUGAAGAGGUGGUCCAGCUCCAAGAGGAGGUCCACCUGCUGAGGCAAAUGAAGGACAUGUUGACUAAAGACCUGGAGGAGACCCAGGGCGGCUGCUCUGCCAAUCUGCUUUCUGCCACUGAGCUCCGUGUGCAGCUGGGUGACAAGGAGCAGGAGCUGGACCGUGCCAAGGAGGCCUUACAAGCUAUGAAAGCUGACCGUAAGCGGCUGAAGGUGGAGAAAGCAGACUUGGCGAAUCAGAUGCAGCAGCUGUACACAACACUGGAGAGCAGAGAGGAGCAGCUGCGAGAGUUCAUACGCAACUACGACCAGCAUCGAAAGGAGAGUGAGGAUGCAGUGAAAGCCCUGGCAAAGGAGAAGGACGUGCUGGAGAGGGAGAAGUGGGACCUGAGGAGGCAGACCAAAGAAUCCACAGAGCAGGCCAACGUCUUGCGUUCUCAGCUGGAUAUGAAGGAGAACAGGAUUAAAGAACUGGAGGCCGAGCUCACAAUGGCAAAGCAGUCUCUGGCCACACUGACUAAAGACGUACCAAAACGCCACUCAGUGGCUAUGCCAACAGAACCGGUGGUGAACGGCAGUCAGGAGUGGGUGAUGCACGCCGACCUUCCGCUCACGGCCGCCAUCCGCCAGAGCCAACAGACCCUCUACCACGGACACACCACAGACAGACAGGCUGUGGUCAGGAUCAGCCCCUGCCACUCACGUCAGCCUUCUGUGAUCUCUGAAGCCUCUGCGGCUGAUGGAGACCGCUCGUCAACGCCAAGUGACAUCAACUCACCUCGUCACCGGACCCACUCCCUCUGCAAUUCUAUGGAGGACCUUGAGGACCAGAAGCGGAAGAAGAAGAAGGAAAAGAUGACACUGGGAUCCCUAUCAAGGGUGUUCGCUCGGGGCAAGCAGCGCAAGUCACUGGAUCCUGGCUUGUUUGAUGACUCUGAUAGCCUCACACAGCAAAGCCUGUCUGAUGGAGAGGAGCAGCUGGACCGCCUCCAGCAGGCGGAGCUGACUCGAAACACAUGCAUGUCACUGUGGAGGGCAGGUGCAGUGCAGGCCUGGCUGGAGGUUGUCAUGGGAAUGCCCAUGUACAUCCGAGCCUGCUCUGAAAACGUCAAAAGUGGGAAGGUGCUUCUAGGCCUGACGGAUGAUGAUUUAGAGCUGGGCCUGGGUAUCAGUAAUCCAAUUCAUCGCAGGAAAAUAAGAUUGGCUAUUGAGGAUUACAGGAGAGCUGAAGGGGACCAAGGAUUAUCAAAAGCAUCUGAGAUGGACCAUCACUGGGUUGCAACAUCAUGGCUGAGUGAUGUCGGACUGCCUCAGUACUCCCAGAUCUUUCAGUCUCACUUGGUGGACGGACGAGUGCUUAACUCUUUGAACCGCAGAGACCUGGAGAGAUUUCUCAACAUCAGUGACCAGUUCCAUCAGACCAGUCUACUUCUGGGAAUCCAGCUGCUGCAGAUGCUCAGCUUUGAUAAAGAGGCCCUGCAGGCACGGCGGACAAAAUGCGAGCACCAAAACCGGGAUCCCAUUGUUUGGACAUGUCACAGAGUGAUGAAGUGGAUCAGAGACAUUGACCUCAAGGAGUUUGCAGACAAUCUUCAGGGUAAAGGGAUUCAUGGUGCAGUGAUGGCUUUGGAUCAGUCUUUCGACACAGAUGCCAUGGCCAAAGCCCUGGGCAUCCCCAGCAACAAACGCAUGCUUCAUCGGCACCUGUAUGAAGAGAUGAAGUCACUCGCUGUCCCUCUCAGUAAUACCGAGCAGGAGACUGAGGUGAUUGGUUGUUCCUCUCCUGUCGCUGUUAACCGUUUUGCUGAUGAGAGGAUGUCUAUAAGAAGAUCCGGAAAGAGUCCGCUGAGGUUACGAGCAAACAGCCACUCAGUGGAGCGAAGUCUGGGCUUCCACGGCAGCUGCAGCUCUCUGCCCAGAGAGGCCAGGGUUCAGGCGGUUCCCCGAGCCAAAGGCAGCCCGAUGCACACCUACAAGAGUGUCGAAAUCACCAACGUCUGAACCAGCUUCAGCCAUCGAGAUCUUAACCAUUGUUUACAUUUUUGUUGUGUUGCAGUUGUUUACAGCUGAGAGACACUCACACUGAGCCACACUAGAAUUAUAGGAAGAGAAUGUCUUAAAGGGGUAUGCCACUCGAUUUAGUAAUCUGACAUCUUUAGAGAAGCAUUUACUGAAGACAAAUAAACUUUAUCAUUGUGACCUGAUGGACUUGAAAGGAAGAUAACUUAAUAGCUAGGUUCAUUUUUUAUUUUAAUUUAUUUUUAAACUACGUAUUCCAAGACUUUUAUAUAUUAUUGGAAAAAUCAUAUUUGUAUGAUAGAUGAGAAGGCUUAAAACAGGCUUCACACAGUUAUAUAAUUGAAAUUAGUGCUCUUUUAAUGCCUUAUAUUACACAGGUCCAUAUGAUCUUCACAGCACUGUUACUAUUUAUUACUGCUACUUUUUAACAUGUUUGUUUUUUAAGCUGCAAGUGAAAAACUCUGUUAAUGACAAAAGAAAAGUUGUUAUAACUUACUUUCAGUGUAAAGAUACAGCACAUAUCAGCUGUUAUUCAGAAUAGAUGAGGGCCCUGUUCUUCAUACAUGGCUAACCCAGUUAACCAGACAUGAACACUGGAUUUGUUGACUGGAUGUUUUCUAAAAUCACAGAAAGCUGUACAGAACAGAGACAUCUGGAGUGCGAUUAAGGUGAUGUGUUUUUUGGGGGUUUUUUUGCAACUUACAAAGUACAUUUAAAUUACCAAUCAUACGUCAAAGGACUGUAAAUUAGUAUUCAGUUUUAGAGGCAUUCACAGGUGUACUACAAGAGCUUUGAGAUGGUUGAAGACAGCUAUUUUGUUAGGUACACGUUGUUAGGUUCAGCUGCUUAGUAACACAAAUAUUUAAUCGGCCAAUGACAAUCCCAGUGGCUCAGUUCAUUUACAUAGACGAUAGACAUGGUCAAGAGGACCUGCCAAAGCAUCAGAAUGGGGAAGAAAGGUGAUUUCAUUGACUCUGAAUGUGGCGUGAUUGUUGGUGCCGGGCUGGUUUAAAUAUUUCAGAAACUGCUUAUCUGCUGGGAUUUUCCCAGUCAUCCCU